GGGUAAGAUCCUGGGACCUCAGCCAAAUCUGAAGAUCUGAAUUUGUGGAGUGCAUAGUCAUUAGAAGUCUUCCUGGUGCUUGAGGCAUGAGUCCUGCUGUCUUGCUGGCCAUCUUGUGCUUAGGAGUGACCAAAGCUACUCAAUCAUCUGAUCCCAGUUUGGAUUCUGAAUGGCAGAAGUGGAAGAUAAAAUAUGACAAAAACUAUAGCUUGGAGGAAGAAGGACAGAAAAGAGCAGUAUGGGAAGAAAACAUGAAACUGGUCAAACAGCAUAAUAUUGAAUAUGAUCAGGGAAAGAAAAAUUUCACCAUGGAUGUCAACGCCUUUGGUGACAUGACUGGUGAGGAAUUCAGGAAAAUGAUGACUGAUAUUCCAGUCCCGAAUCUUAGGAAGAAGAAAAGUAUCCACCAACCUAUUGUUGGUGAUCUCCCCAAAUUUGUGGACUGGAGAAGAAGAGGCUAUGUGACUUCUGUGAAGGAUCAGGGCAGAUGUAAUUCUUGUUGGGCUUUUUCUGUGGCUGGUGCUAUAGAAGGACAGAUAUUCUGGAAAACAGGCAAACUGGUCUCACUGAGUCCACAGAACUUAGUGGACUGCUCUAGACCUGAUGGGAAUUAUGGUUGUUAUAUGGGCAGUACAUUCAAUGCUUUAAAGUAUGUGUGGAAAAAUGGAGGUCUGGAGGCUGACUCUACCUAUCCAUAUGAAGGAAGGGAAGGACACUGCCGGUACCUCCCUGAACGUUCUGCUGCUACAAUCACAGGCUUUUCAUUUGUGUCACAGAAUGAGGAAUCUUUAAUGCAUGCUUUAGCAACUAUAGGGCCCAUCUCUGUUGGAAUCGAUGCUGCACAUGAAUCUUUCAGAUUUUAUAGGGGAGGUAUUUAUUAUGAGCCAAAGUGCAGCAGUAAUACCAUCAACCAUUCUGUUCUGGUAGUUGGCUAUGGCUAUGAAGGAAGAGAGUCAGAUGGCAGGAAAUACUGGCUGAUAAAGAACAGUCAUGGUGAACAAUGGGGCAUGAAUGGCUACAUGAAGCUUGCCAGAGGAUGGAACAACCACUGUGGAAUUGCUAGAUAUGCUGUUUUCCCCAGAGUGUAAGCUGCUUAAUGGUAAAAAAGAAUUGAAGUAGAGACUGCCUGUAAAGUGGAGACACUUCCUAUUUACCAUGACCAGACACUACUGCAUGGAUAGAACACAUGAGUUACUGUAGAACAUGGUGUAUGUGAAUUCUUUUAUGUGUUUACUCCAGUAAGACAUGAUGGCUACUGUAACUGAAGCACUUCACUGAUUUGUAUUUGAUUUCCAUAAUAACUUGAUUUUGUGUUUGUUUAAUGAGUGUUCAAAAUAAUAUCUUUAAGAAACGUUUAAGUUCAAA
Messenger RNA from Arvicanthis niloticus (Nile rat), 1365 nucleotides. RefSeq names its product cathepsin 8-like. Gene Ontology annotation, biological process: proteolysis. NCBI's taxonomy places the organism in Eukaryota, Metazoa, Chordata, Mammalia, Rodentia, Muridae. Gene Ontology annotation, molecular function: cysteine-type peptidase activity. The record is from RefSeq and is a predicted model, not a curated record.